This is a messenger RNA of Prunus persica (peach), 2111 nucleotides long. Its product is annotated as WAT1-related protein At3g30340. Lineage: Eukaryota; Viridiplantae; Streptophyta; Magnoliopsida; Rosales; Rosaceae. The transcript has 6 exons. Gene Ontology annotation, molecular function: transmembrane transporter activity. Gene Ontology annotation, cellular component: plasma membrane. Bases 708 to 1811 code for a protein of 367 amino acids. The record is from RefSeq and is a predicted model, not a curated record.
GUGGGGAAGAUUUGACAUUUUGUUCUAGGCCACAUAGUUGUUGUACAUAUGCUGUUUAUUUAUGUUUCAGAGAUGAAAGUAUUAGAUGCCAUGCACAGAAGAAGGUAAGAGUAUUUCUUUCCUACACCACUACUCAAAAGAUGCCUAAUAUAGUAAGAGUUGUUGACUAAAGAAGCUUCACUGUUGUGAAGAUCAUCACCUGAUUUAGUAUACACAAAAAGAAAAAAAGAAAAGAAAUAUGCAAAUGGGAAACUCAUGGCCUAUAUACCUCAAAGGCUACAGCUGCUAGGGAUGCAUGAGAUCAUGGAUUGAUGCCUGAUAAACCGUGCAGGCCUAGCAAACGAUUCCCCAAUUAAUCUCCCUAUAUCGGAAAGGAUCAGUCAAAAAAAAGCAAAAAGAAAGGGAAUCAAACAUUAAAUAAUGUCAAAGUUGGUUGCUUAAAGCAGUGAUUUGAUUUGAAGAAUUUUAAUCUUGCUUUGUGCCCACUUAUUCUGGAGCCUGUCUAUUUAGCUCAUCAGUCAGGUGUUUGCCUCAGGUGCUUUAGUAAGCAUAAGAAUUUCAUUGGCAAAAAGGCAGAAUUGAGAGGUCUUGCUCUGCCUCCUCCUAGAGUGCUGUGUGUUGUUUAAGCUGCAGAAUUUUUUUCUUUGCAGGAGAGUGAGAGCUAGCUGAGGUUCUAGUCUCACUGUUGAAGAUUUGUUGGAUAUUAAAUGGCUGUCAUGAAGAGCUGUGAUGAAUGGAAGCCUUUCAUUGCUAUGAUAGCAAUCGAUUUCUGCUUCGCCAUAGUGAAUAUUCUUCUCAAGAAAGUCCUUGAUGAGGGAAUGAACCAUUUGGUUCUGAUUACGUACCGGUUGACAAUUUCUACCAUUUUCUUAGCUCCAAUUAGCUACUUUCGGGAGAGGACUAGUAGACCCAAACUCACACUUCGCAUUCUAUUUUUCCUCUUCUUAAGUGCAAUAGUCGGGACAUCCAUCACACAAUACUUCUUUCUCCUUGGAAUUCAAUACACAUCUGCUACUUUUGCCUGUGCCUUCAUCAACAUGGUGCCUAUGAUCACAUUCAUAAUGGCAUUACCGUUCGGGUUAGAGACAGUGAACUUAAAAUGCAACAGUGGAAGAGCCAAAGUAAUUGGUACCCUGGUGUGCAUUGGUGGUGCUUUUAUACUGACUCUUUACAAAGGAGCUCCUUUAUUUGAUCAUUCAAAAGCCACAACCACUCAAGCCAUGGAUCAUGGGACCAAGCUGAGCCACAUCAGAAACAAAGAGAGAUGGACCAUUGGUUCAAUAGCUUUGGUUGUAGGAACCCUUUUAUGGUCUUCAUGGUUUCUUGUACAAUCAAACAUAAGCAAGAUGUAUCCCUGCCAAUAUUCUAGCACAACCAUAAUGACUUUCUUUGGUGCCAUUCAGUCUGCCAUUUUGGGUUUCUGCACUGGAAGGAACCUUUCCAUGUGGGUUCUGAGGGGAAGGACACAAGUCAUCACUGUCCUGUUUUCUGGAAUGAUAGCAUCUGGCUUAGGCUUUGUGGGGAUGUCAUGGUGUGUCAAGAAAAGGGGUCCUGUGUUUACUGCAGCAUUUAGCCCCCUCGUUCAGAUACUGGCGGCGCUAAUCGGUAUCCCCAUUUUCCAUGAACAACUCCACUUUGGAAGUUUGUUGGGAUCUGUGAUUGUAAUCAUUGGCUUGUACAUUCUUCUUUGGGGUAAGAAAAAAGAGAUGCAGAAGUGUGUGACAAAACUAGUCCAAGAAACUAAUGCCAUCAAGGAGCAGGAGCCACAUUUACCAGCCAUCACGGUCUCCAUUGAUUCGCGGUGUCCUUGAAGCCAAGACGGUCUCCAUUGAUUCGCGGUGUCCUUGAAGCCAAGUUUCAUAUGCUUUCCAAUUCACAGGCAUUCAUUUUUUUUCCCUCCCACUUGAUUGUUAUGAUCUUCUACCUAGGAAGCUAAAGCAAAAUCAGCUGGCAUAACCAGAAUAAAAGAAGAUUAACUUCUCCCCCUCUUUUAUUCUGAUGGUUGCAAAAAUGUCCCCAAGGUUCUUUGUUAAAGCUAUGGUAAUGAAAUCUGUUACACGAAUUUGAAAUACAUACUGGUUUUGUAGUUGAAAUCUUUACCAUUUUCUAGA